AUGGCGACGCCGACGUUGGCAUCAACGCCCACUUCGGCCCAGGUUCUCCUCGAAGGCUGGGCCGAGAAGCAGGGCAAGAUCCGCAAGCAGUUUCGGCGCCGCUUCUGGCAGUUGAAGGGCGAUGGCCAGUUUGUCUACUACGUCGACCCACAGAUUCAACGUUCGCGUGGUGUCAUUACCAUCGCCGACCCCGACAUUCAGAUCCUCGCCGGCCAGCAGCUCCAGCUACACAGUGAGGAGCCAGCCUGGGCCGGGCAUUGGCGUAAAUCGACCACCACAACAUGGGGCCAGCGCCUUGCCAUCCGCACCCCGCGACGCUGCUACUUUCUUGGUUUUGAAACGGCAGGCCAAUGCUCUCUCUGGGCCGACAAGCUCCGGGAAGCCGUGGCCUUUUUCAACCGUACCGGCAUCACCGCGCGCGAAGCCCAUCGCCGCUCCCAGCUUCCAGGCUUCCUCACCGACGUUGCCCGGGCUGAAUUCCUCUCUCGCCAGUACCACGAGGUCAUCGUCAUUGGCGCCGGCGUCGCCGGUUUGGCUGCUGCCUGGCAUCUGCGCAAUUCACAUCGAGUAGAAGAUGUUUUGGUGCUGGAAGCCAGCGACCGGGCUGGGGGCCGCGUUCGAGAAAUCGAGCUCCCUUCUCUCCCCGGAGAAACUUUUGACGCUGGUGCCAGCUGGAUUCACGGCACGGUAGGAAAUCCCAUUGCAGACUUGGCCAAUUCUAUCAACAUGGAAAAAGUCGUGUCCACCGAAGGCUUGCAGCAACAAGAUGUCUCCCUGGCUCUCUUUGACCAAGGUGAGGCCAUCGAACCCGAGGACCUGCAGCGCGCUCACGCUUGUCACAAGGCUGUCAUGGAGGGUCUUGAAGAAGACAUUGAAGGUCUGGUCGAAGCCUUUGAAGAUCGAGGCGAAGAACUCCCUCCUGAUCAGCCGAUGAGUGAAGCGUAUGCACGCGAGCUGCAUAAGCGUCGCUACUACAAAAAGGCCGACGAUCGCCAAAAACGCCUUCUUGGUUACCUUCGCUCACGAGACGAGGAGUUCAAUGCCGCUCCCUUUUCCACCCUGAGCUACAAUCAUUUCCUUGAAGAUGAGGACCCGCCAGGACCUCAGUACGUGACGCGUCGCAUGUGUGAUUUGAUUGAUCACAUGUUGGAAACGGUCAACGUUGCUUACGAAACUGAGGUCGUCAAAGUUACCCACAGCUUUCAAGAUGGCCACCAAGUGUCCUUCUCCAGUCACGCCUCCAUGUCCGUGCCCCUGGAGGAUGCCGUCUACCAGGUGACCACGGCCAACGGUGCUCGCUACUAUGCCCGUACCGUCGUUGUCGCCGUCCCGCUUCCGGUUUUGCAGCAGGAGCGGAUCGAGUUUGUGCCCCCCUUGCCAGCGAAGAAACAAGAAUCCAUUCAACGGAUAGGCUUUGGAACCCUUGACAAAGUGUUUCUUCACUUUGAGCGACCUUUUUGGGACGAAGACCCAGUUCCAGAACAUGCACGUGACUGCGAAUACAUUGCCAGCGUCGAUGUCGCCAAUGCCGCUGACUUGCACCUCUGCUUGGGCAAAGCCAAGCAGCGUUUAUUCACUUUACACAUUCCGCAGAGCAUGCCGCUGCACUUUCUCAACUACCACCGCUGGUUCAAGCUGCCCGUCCUGACAGCCAUGAUUUACGGCGAGAUGGCCGAACGACUGGAGGGAGUGUCUGAGAAGGAGCUAGAGGAGCGCCUUGUAGGCUCACUAAGGCGCAUGUAUCCGACCGUGGCUCCCGAGUUGUUGCAGCCCAAAAGCGUGGUGGCAACGCGAUGGCAUCGGUCUCCCAUUCAAGGUUCUUUCAGCGUGAUGCGCCUCGGUGCCUCCGGUCAGGACAUGGACAACUAUGCCGAGCCGCUUUUGGAUGAUGCCAACUCGGGUGGUUUGUUCUUUGCUGGCGAAGCAACGGACAAGGACCAUUAUGCCACGGUGCAUGGGGCUUUUCGCAGCGGCCGUUCAGCGGCGGAACGUGUGGUGGCUGCCAUUCUGCACACGACUGUCAAUGCUGCCAAGGAGCCACUUAUCAACGAUGUCUUUGCCAUUGAAAAACAGAUUGCGCUGGAUCACACCAAGCUAGAGGAAGCUGCCAAGCAGCGGUCGAGUCUGGAGGCCAGCUAAGGCGCUUGUUGAGCGAAAAAUCAAAGUGUAAACUCUUGA
Monosiga brevicollis MX1 is the source of this 2178-nucleotide messenger RNA. RefSeq lists its product as uncharacterized. Bases 1 to 2139 code for a protein of 712 amino acids. The transcript has 17 exons. NCBI's taxonomy places the organism in Eukaryota, Choanoflagellata, Craspedida, Salpingoecidae. The record is from RefSeq and is a predicted model, not a curated record. Gene Ontology annotation, molecular function: oxidoreductase activity.